UGCGCCAGCGGAGGCGUCUCCCUGCCAUUUGGCAUGCCAUGCGCGUCUGGUGCGCUGGAGACUGCCUGUCAAAUGCCUAUGAGUCCAUAGAGCAGCCAGAGACCCUACGGAGCGCCAGAUGGGCCAUUAAGGCCUCUACACUCCUCCCACCCCAGCCCAGGGGUGGAUCCAGGCCUCUACACUCCUCCCACCCCAGCCCAGGGGGUGGAUCCAGACCUCUACACUCCUCCCACCCCAGCCCAGGAGGUGGAUCCAGGCCUCUACACUCCUCCCACCCCAGCCCAGGGGGUGGAUCCAGGCCUCUACACUCCUCCCACCCCAGCCCAGGGGGUGGAUCCAGGCCUCUACACUCCUCCCAUCCCAGCCCAGGGGGUGGAUCCAGAGCCAGGCUCAUGUUCAGUCCAAGUCACAGGCUGUGUACUAAAGGCUCCGACGCCAGGUCUCUUGAGGCAGCUCACAUGAAAACGACAGUACCGGCACACCGGUGGUCAGUGUUCGAAUCAAACGCACUGUUAGCGGAGCGCGGCAAGCGCUUCUGCUACCCACACCCGUUAGGGUACGUCUGAAAUGAAGCUGACAUCUUUUCCCAAGGCUGCUCUUGACAAGGAAUUUCCUCCUUCAAGUAUUGCCCAUCCUCUCCACACAAGCACGUGAAACACAAGUCGUUAGGUUUAGAUCAUUUACAAUCAAGCCAAAAGUGAUGAUGAAAUACUACUGGAAAACCAGAUAGAAAUGAAAUAUAAUAAAUGUAAUAAAAAUGGAAGUUAAUCUUUAUGAGCAUACUGUAUCUGGCAACAGGGUGUACAAAUUGAGCAGCCAGCUGUCAAUCCACUCCCAUACCCCCAUCAGAGUCAAUCCAAUUUAAAAAUCCUCUUCAACUAGUCACAAAACAACCUCAACUGACAAUGCAAACCAAUUUCAUCAUAAUUGAUUGAGAGGAGCAAAUGCUAUUUUGGCAUUUACGUUCACUGAACGGGCCAGCUUUUAAUAAAGG
This is a messenger RNA of Oncorhynchus mykiss (rainbow trout), 994 nucleotides long. The record is from RefSeq and is a predicted model, not a curated record. Lineage: Eukaryota; Metazoa; Chordata; Actinopteri; Salmoniformes; Salmonidae.